Callorhinus ursinus (northern fur seal) is the source of this 1163-nucleotide messenger RNA. RefSeq names its product clathrin light chain B (gene CLTB). Gene Ontology annotation, biological process: clathrin-dependent endocytosis; intracellular protein transport. The record is from RefSeq and is a predicted model, not a curated record. Gene Ontology annotation, molecular function: clathrin heavy chain binding; structural molecule activity. Lineage: Eukaryota; Metazoa; Chordata; Mammalia; Carnivora; Otariidae. Gene Ontology annotation, cellular component: clathrin coat of trans-Golgi network vesicle; clathrin coat of coated pit; postsynaptic endocytic zone cytoplasmic component.
CCUCCCGCCUGCAGCUGCAGUGACAGGCGAGCCGGGCCCGGUGGCGGAGAGGAAGUGUGGGGCCGCAGCGCCGAGCCCGUCCCAGCCGAGGCCGGCUCCCCGGGCGGCUCGGGUGACAGUGUCGCGGCCGCCGGGCGCAGCACCGGGCACGCGCCGGGCAGAGCCGAGCGCCAGCCGGACGCUUCAGCAGAGACGCGGGGAAAAUGGCUGAUGACUUUGGCUUCUUCUCGUCGUCGGAGAGCGGGGCCCCCGAGGCGGUCGAGGAGGACCCGGCGGCUGCCUUCCUGGCCCAGCAGGAGAGUGAGAUCGCGGGCAUAGAGAAUGACGAGGGCUUUGGGGCACCUGCCGGCAGCCAUGGGGCCCUCGCGCAGCCGGGACCCGCGAGUGGGGCUGGUUCUGAGGACAUGGGGACCACGGUCAAUGGAGAUGUGUUUCAGGAGGCUAACGGUCCAGCAGAUGGCUAUGCGGCGAUUGCCCAGGCUGACAGACUGACUCAGGAACCCGAGAGCAUCCGCAAGUGGAGAGAGGAGCAGAGGAAACGGCUGCAGGAGCUGGAUGCUGCCUCCAAGGUGACAGAACAGGAGUGGCGGGAGAAAGCCAAGAAGGACCUGGAGGAGUGGAACCAGCGUCAGAGUGAACAAGUCGAGAAGAACAAGAUCAAUAACCGGGCAUCUGAGGAGGCUUUCGUGAAGGAAUCCAAGGAGGAGACGCCAGGCACAGAGUGGGAGAAGGUAGCUCAGCUGUGUGACUUCAACCCCAAGAGCAGCAAGCAGUGCAAAGACGUGUCCCGCCUGCGCUCGGUGCUCAUGUCCCUGAAGCAGACGCCGCUGUCCCGCUAGGUGCCUGUCACAAGCAUGGCCACAAAGCAUGGGCUGGGCCUGGGCACAGGAGGAGCCGCUGCUUUGGCCAGGAUUGGGGCACAGUGCCUCCAGCAGCUGCUACCCACAGCCUGUUCUGUUCCUCCCCAUCUCCUGGGGCUGGGAAGAGGAACCCUCCCCCGUCACCCCAUUCCCUCCUGGCCCUGUGGCCCAGCCCCUCACACCUCCUCUCGGUCCACAAAAUUGUGACUGUCCCUCCUGAUGUAUUUUUUUUUCUUGGCUUAAAGGGUGUGUUGUUAACUCUUUUUACACUUAUUUAUUAUCAUUCUCAUUUCUCUGGAAGCC